ACACUUUGCUGCAACCAUGAUCGCGAUUAUCCUGUUAUCCAUCGUCUGUCGGGGAGCGCUGGCAGCUUCUCUUGGCGACCCUGCUGAAUAUUCGGACCAGUUUGAUCUUUACGGGAGCUACGGCAAGGCAUGGGAUCUCUUCCGUAAAUUAUACAACAAGACGUACUCAUCGCCCGACGAAGCUGUUCGCCGUGAGGGAACCUUCCGUCAGACAUUCGACUUCGUUAAGGCAUCGGACGAGCUCUUCAAAAACGGCACAAUUUCCUACAGUACAGGCAUCAACUAUUUUGCUGACCUGACGCAGGACGAAGUAAUCAACGAGUACACGGGUUACAGGGGAAGUGGUCAAAUGCUUUCCACUGGCGGGGUGCCUAAUACCUUCGAGCCCCAGUUAGGUGAUGCGCCUAGGUUCGUCGACUGGAGGCAGCAGGGCUAUGUCACUCCGGUCAAGAACCAGGGAAACUGUGGCGGUUGCUGGGCCUUCAGUGCAACGGGUGCUUUGGAAGGUCAAAUGUUCCGGAAGACGGGCUCCUUGGUGCCUCUGAGUGAGCAGAAUCUGCUGGACUGCGCCACACAGCGGUACGGGAGCAAUGGCUGCAAUGGAGGUCAGAUGGCUGGAGCAUUCCGUUACGUCAUGGAUGCCGGUGGUCUCGACACAGCACGCAACUAUCCCUACACUAUGAGGACCAACUUCCAGUGUCAAUACCGCGGCACUGAGGAAAGUAGGCAAGUUCGCGUCCGUGGGUUCGUCAAGGUUCCACCACAGAAUGAAGCAGCCCUGCAGGAAGCCGUCGCUCGCGUGGGUCCCGUUUCCAUUGCCAUAAAUGCCAGCCCGAGGUCCUUCAUGUUCUACAGGGGUGGUAUCUACUACGAGCCCAACUGUAAUCCUCGUGGCCUGAACCAUGCUGUGCUCUUUGUUGGCUACGGUGAAGAGAAUGGCACGCCCUAUUGGAUUAUGAAGAACAGUUGGGGAACCGGGUGGGGCGAGGCUGGCUACAUGAGGAUCAUCCGGAAUAGGAACCAGUGCGGCAUUGCCAUGGACCCCAUUUUCCCCACUUUGUAAAUGCAGAAAAGCGAUCCAUUUGUGUUUGUAAAUACGUGUACAUUGGUCAUUGUCAUCCUGUCUAAAUAAAUGUUAAA
Molecule: messenger RNA, 1140 nt
Organism: Ornithodoros turicata
Lineage: Eukaryota; Metazoa; Arthropoda; Arachnida; Ixodida; Argasidae
Product: procathepsin L-like
Exons: 8
Coding region: 17-1063 (348 amino acids)
Biological process (GO): immune response; positive regulation of peptidase activity; positive regulation of apoptotic signaling pathway
Cellular component (GO): lysosome
Molecular function (GO): cysteine-type endopeptidase activator activity involved in apoptotic process; cysteine-type endopeptidase activity
Source: RefSeq, a predicted model, not a curated record